Molecule: messenger RNA, 3675 nt
Organism: Menidia menidia (Atlantic silverside)
Lineage: Eukaryota; Metazoa; Chordata; Actinopteri; Atheriniformes; Atherinopsidae
Source: the annotation of a GenBank genome assembly
AAGCUUUUAAUAAAAGGAAGUGAGGCAAGCUGAAAGAAAAAAAAACUUCACUCUCUUUACCAGCACAGCCAAAAAAGAUCUGUGGUUGCUGGGUUGCAUGAUUGAGAAUGCAAAUCCUGUAUGAUUUUGGUUCAAAUCUAAAAACGUCCUUUUUUUCAAAACCUUUUUUCGAGUCUGUAGGGGAAAGUUUGCUGUAAACUCUGUUAUAAGUGGCUCCUCUGAGGGCUUUGGGACUUUUCCAAGCAAAUGCUACAACUGUCUCAAAACAAGCAAGAUCAGGCUCUCUUAUAAUAUUGAGAAAAAGGUAUAAAGAGGAAGAAGACAUUUUUAAAUCGUGGCACAUUUGAAGUGGAAUCUCCUUGACAACACACAAACGUGAAAAUGAGCAGAGACACAAUGUGGUUGUUGAUUCUGAUCCAAAUCCAAUAUGUUUCUUAUGGAAAUGGGAAGCCAUUUGCUCUGGAGCCAACUGACUUGAAAGCCAAUGAAGGAUCCUGUGUAGAACUCAAGUGUAUACCUACAAAUAGUAUGGAUACUCAAAAUGCAUUGUGGUAUUGGAUGAAGGAUGCAAAAUGGAUUGAGGGAAAUGGAUAUGAUGGAUCCACUGUUAUUUACAGCUCAGAUGAGCAGCGAAAGACUGUCAGUCCACUCUUCAAAAACAGAGUGUGGCUUGUUGGCCAUUCACCAGAAAGCGUGAACUCUAAUUCAUACCGAGGAAAAAAGGAGAUUUGCCAUAUUUUGAUCUGUGAUCUGAAAAAAAAUGACACCGGAAACUAUUCGUUCAGAUUUGAAAGCCCAAACGACAAAUGGCUGACAAAACCAGAAGCAAAACUAACAAUUAUUGAAAAUAAAUGCCUGAUCACCUUUAUUGGGCCACAAGUUGUGAAGGAGGAUGAAACCAUAACACUUAAGUGUUCCACGUUAAGUUCGUGCUCUUUAUGUCCGAAUAUCAACAUUUUGGGGCAAAAGGCUUCUGUUCAGUCCCCUCCGCCUGUUUGUGAGACAAAUGGGACAUCUAAAUUCUUCACUUAUCCAUUUACGGCCAGCUGGCAGCACGAUGGAGCUGUGUUUUCAUGCCAAACACCAGAUAACACAGAUAAAUAUUUGAGCCGGCACAUCAAGUUGACUGUAAAAUAUGCCCCUAAAGACGUUGUGGCUGAGAAAAGCUCUUAUGUUGUUAAGGAGAGAAGCUCUGUGACCCUUACUUGCUCUGCCAAAGGAAAUCCCAAAGUUACCUUUAGCUGGUUCAAAACAGGACAAGCAGGGAUACUUUACACGGGACCUGAGUGGAAAAUCACAUAUAUAAAGGAAUCACACAGUGGUUCAUACUACUGUUCAGCAGUGAAUGAACUUGGAAUUAAAAAUUCUAGCCAAAUAGAGGUUAAUGUGUUAUAUAAACCAGAAGUUGAAGUGAAGGACAGUGGCCGCUACACAUGCAAAGCUAAGAACACCAUAGCUGAGGGACAAUCAACAUCCUAUGAUCUAAAGGUUUAUUACAAACCAAGGAGCAUAAUAUCCAUUAGGGGUGCUCAUAAUAACCAAGUGAAAGUCGAUGACUCCGUCACACUUACCUGUGACACGCAGGCAUAUCCAGAUCCAUGGCUCUUUUGGUUCAUGUUCAAACGAUCUGACAGCUCACUUUGGACACCCUUAACAACAAGCAGUAGGACUCUGAAGUUGGAGCCAGUUCAGAGAGUAGAUGAAGGCUGUUACAUAUGUAACGCAACUAACAGUAUUGGCCCGGGGGAUAAUAGUGAGCCAGUGUGCAUAAAUGUCCUGUUCGCUCCCACCAAGGUAGGAAUCUCAAUGGCUGCCACAGUCAGAGAGGACCAGCUGGUCACAGUAAACUGUACAGCUGAAAGUUUCCCACCGUCAGAAAUUACACUGACCGCACCAGAGUCAGCUUCUUGGUAUCCAAAGUGGGGGGCACAUGUCACGAACCAAGUCAUUUUCAUCUUUAAUGCAACUUCAGCCCACGCAGGCUCCUACACCUGCACAGCCUCAAACAGCGAAGGAAAACAACAAAGCCAAGAGAGGAAAUUGGUGGUUGAAUAUUCUCCCAAAGAUGUGAGAGUAGAAGCUUGGCCUGGUUUUGAUGUGAAAGAAAAUCACUCUUUUUCAUUGGAAUGCAACUCCCAUUAUCACCCAGAAGUGACCCUGUACACCUGGACCAAAAUGACAAAUGGUAACCGUGAAUUAGUCGCCAAAUCCACAAAGAAAACCUAUUCAGUCAAAUCUGCCAGCCUGUCUCACAGUGGACUGUACAGCUGCACGGCCCAAAACCAGGUUGGAAUCGGUAAAUCUAAGCAAGUGAACAUUAGAGUCAAAUAUGCUCCAAAACACACAACCAUCAUCACAGGAGAAGAGCAAUGGGAGACUGACGGGAAGGGCUCUGUGAUGCUGAGCUGCAGCAGUCACAGCUAUCCUCCACCUUCCUACGUCUGGUACAAUAAAACAGCGGACGAUAAAGUCUCAGAGGAGCAGAACCUCACGGUGUACUCGCACCAGGCGGGAGAGUAUUACUGUCUGGCGAGGAAUGAGCUUGGUGGAAAACCUUCAGACCGAGUUAGGCUGUUUGAUGGCGAUCUGAAGAUACUCAUCUACAUCCUGGUGGUUUUUCUUUUAAUCGUCGUACUUCUAAUCUUUGUUUACAGAAAAAGGAUAAAGAGAUCUAUUCAACCAGGAGCUGUGAAUGAAUCGCCCUGUGUUGCUUGUCUGCCUUGUUGGAGUGGAGCCAGGGGAGGAUGUACAAUGAAUGAGACUGGUUUGGCAGAGCCUUGCAGGAGCAGAGAUGACCUCCUGCUAAACCAGCCCCGCCGUCCAUCCCAGCCCCGUCCAGACGCCACGUCUGUAUCCAAUAUUCACUCUAUUUACUCCAUUGUGACUCCAGUACAUAGAAAAGAGGCCCUCCCUGUGCAAAAUCCAGUCAGACAGCAGCAUGGAUGCAUGGAGAGUGACUCCCUCAACUAUGCUUCUCUGCACUUUGACAACAAGCAGAAGAAACCAGAGGAGGGUGCUGUGUACUCUAAAGUGUGCAAACCAUUUAAGGAAGAACAACAAGAGGGAAAUCUGCAAGACUACGAAAAUAUUGUUGAUGUACAUGCAGCCAAACGUCCAAAUCCUUACAGCUACGACAGCAGUGACACCUCAGAUACAAGUGACGACGAAGUGGAGGUCAGCUACACUCAGGUGAACUUUAAGCCAAAGUCUGGAAACCAAAGAGAGAAAAGCGACUCCAGCACCUCAGAGGAUGAGACUCAAUACUCUCAGGUCAAACUCUGAGCUCUCAAACACCUUAUUUAGUUCAUUUAUGUCCAACUCCAAUCACCAGGUCCAGUCUAAAUAUGGAUCACACCUUUGAUGUUGUUUUUUACCAUUGCCUGAAUAUCAUUUAAAUGCAUGUUUGCUUCAGUUUGAGGCGUAGGGGCGGGUUGUUGAUUACCGAUCCACAAUAAACCAGCAUAUGAUCCCCUCAGUUUGACAAAAACUUUGUGAAUAAGCUGAUAACACCGAGUAAUCGAGGUUAGUUUUUUUUUAAGCUUUCGACGUCAUUACCUUUUCUUUUUUUUUCGGAUGACUGCAUAUUGAAACAAUGUAUGAUGCUCCGUGCACAUGGUUCUGUAAAAGCUACUUUGUCUUCACCCCUUUUUUAACAGUCGUCUAAAUUGCAGGAAG